This is a messenger RNA of Notolabrus celidotus (New Zealand spotty), 2053 nucleotides long. RefSeq names its product snurportin 1 (gene snupn). Gene Ontology annotation, molecular function: nuclear import signal receptor activity; protein binding. Bases 288 to 1415 code for a protein of 375 amino acids. Gene Ontology annotation, cellular component: nucleus; cytoplasm. The record is from RefSeq and is a predicted model, not a curated record. The transcript has 9 exons. Gene Ontology annotation, biological process: snRNA import into nucleus; protein import into nucleus. Lineage: Eukaryota; Metazoa; Chordata; Actinopteri; Labriformes; Labridae.
UGGGGGGAGAUCUCAUAGUCCUGUUUUAAUGAAUGAAGAAUUUUGAGAGGCACAUGAUUAUGUUACAGCAGAUUUCAUCACUUUUAUUUUUUAAAAUCAAACCGAAAGUUAUGUCAUUUAUUGAAGAGGAAAUUGGAAGUGCUUGUUAGACUUGCGGAAGUCUGUUGUGAAGAACUCCGGUAUAGUCGUCCAUUUCGAGUUGGCCCACAAAAAAAAAAAAACCUUUGGUGGGAAAGAUGACAGCGUGACGUUUCUGCUGCAGCUUCCCUGGAUGUCCAAGAGUCCCCAUGGAUGACCUGACCAAAGCCCUGUCGACCAGCUUCGCUGUGUCCAAGGAGCCCAACAGUACAGCUGGACCCCAUCCUCGGCUGGCUCAGUACAAGAGCAAGUACAGUGUGCUGGAGCAGAGCGAGCGACGGCGGCGCUUCCUUGACCUGCAGAAAAGUAAAAGGCUAAACUAUGUCAACCAUGCGCGUCGUCUGGCUGAUGGGGACUGGACGGGGGCAGACAGCGAUGGGGAGGAGGAGAUGGAGAAACAGAACGAGGAGGAACGGGAGAAAGAAACCACCGCAGAAGAGGAGGAGGAGGGGAUGGAGAUAGAGAGGAGGAAGCUGCCGAAACAUUACGCUAACCAGCUCAUGCUGUCAGAGUGGAUGGUGGAUGUGCCAUCAGAGCUGGACACUGAUUGGAUGAUGGUGGUGUGCCCCGUGGGGAAAAGAUCUCUAAUUGUUGCAUCCAAAGGGUCCACUGCGGCGUACACUAAAAGCGGCUACUGUGUGAACCGCUUCCCCUCCCUGCUGCCCGGUGGGAACCGACACAACUCAGCCAUGGGAAAAGACUACACCAUCCUGGACUGCAUUUACAGCGAGGUGGACAGAACGUACUACAUCCUGGACGUCAUGUGCUGGAGAGGCCACCCGGUCUAUGACUGCCCGACCGAGUUCCGUUUCUACUGGCUCCAGACCAAAGUGCAGGAGACGGACGGCCUAUCAGAAAUCGCCAAACGCAAUCCUUUCCGGUUUGUGAGCCUCCAGAGCACAGAGUGCACGACGGAGCUGGUUCAGAAAGCCCUGACUGCAGAGUACAGCUUCAGUGUGGAUGGUCUCCUCUUCUACCACCGGCAGACCCACUACACCCCUGGCAGCACCCCUCUCGUAGGCUGGCUCCGCCCCUACAUGGUCACAGACAUCCUUGGCAUCGAGGUUCCUGAAGGACCCCUUACCACCAAGCCUGAGUACGCCAGUCACCAGCUGCAGCAGAUCCUGGAGCACAAAAAGACCUCGACUGAAGUCCAACCGGCCAACAGAAGCGGAAGCUACGAGUUAGAGCACCUGUCCACGCCGGGCCAGGACGGCGGGGACACCGUGAACUUUCUGAAUCAGAAGCCAAUAAGGGAAGCAAACAUGGAGCUCUGAGUGGGAGGCCUUAACAAGAUGCUAAUUGCAACCUCAGUGUUUCUGAGUGAUAGCGGCCCACAUAUGGCUCUUUAGAAUCUGCUCAAUGCUUCUGCAGAUCUGGCCAAUUGCAAAGCAUGGCUAAUGCUAAUCCGGCACUGCUUAGGAUGCCCUCAGAGUGCAGAUUAGUAGAGCUGUGCUUAUAUGUGUUUUUAUAUGGCUGUAAAACGGAAGUCUGACAUUUACGUCUGAACUUUUUACCUGCUGCAGAGAACAGAACGCGUGCACCAUUCAGUCAAUAUAAUCAGUCUGUUCAGGAGAUUUAUCUCAUAACACCAAUAGUGGUCACCUAGGAUUCAGAAUGAGGUCUUAUGAGGGAUUAACUGUUAAGUGCAGCUCAGUAGAUUUUGUGGUAAAGUGUUAUUUUGCUGCUCUGCACGUUUUGCACUUAAAGAAACAUUUUCACUCUCGACAGUUCUUUCUACCACUAUCAUUCAUGCUUGACGAGCUGCUGCUGAACGAUAAAGCCUGUGUGACGAACUAGAUUACUGAUCAGAAGCAGCAGCGUGAACUUUUACAGUGUAAUGUUGAAAUGAAAAUUGUACUGAAAAUGUUUUAAAAUGUGUUUCUAAAUAAAUGCUUUUUUUUAAUGGACAGUA